Messenger RNA from Patiria miniata (bat star), 1916 nucleotides. Its product is annotated as E3 ubiquitin-protein ligase TRIM56-like. Gene Ontology annotation, molecular function: protein binding; ubiquitin-protein transferase activity; zinc ion binding. Gene Ontology annotation, biological process: positive regulation of DNA-templated transcription. Bases 85 to 1821 code for a protein of 578 amino acids. The record is from RefSeq and is a predicted model, not a curated record. The transcript is spliced from 2 exons. NCBI's taxonomy places the organism in Eukaryota, Metazoa, Echinodermata, Asteroidea, Valvatida, Asterinidae. Gene Ontology annotation, cellular component: nucleoplasm; chromatin.
CAGACAGUACAGUAUUAAAGAAGUUACAUCUCUGUAUUAUAACCAUUUCAAUUUCUUUUUAAAUACUCUUUGUAUACAGAUAAAAUGGCUACAGCUCUAAAAAACAUCGGUCCCCAUCUUGAAUGCGACAUAUGCGCAGACAAAUAUAAACAGCCCAAGGUGCUGGAUUGCAUGCAUAGCUUCUGCCAGAAAUGUCUGGAGAAAUACUACACCAGCAGGUAUGCAGGUCAACAAACAAUUCCUUGCCCUGUUUGUCGACGGGAGACAGCACUUCCAGAGACACACAUUCAAGGCCUGAAAACAAAUUUCCAUUUGAUGGGAAUAGUUGAGGAGGUCUCACUCCAAGAAAAGGUGGUUAGUUCAGUGAAAAAAACGCCCGAAGAAGAUGAGUCUAAAUGCCAGAAACACAUGGGGGAAGUGAAAUGGUUUUAUUGUGAGACAUGUGAAGAGUUAAUCUGCCGAGUUUGUACUGUAGUAAGCCACUGUAAACCAAAGCAUCACUACAUUGAGUCUGGAGAGGCUUCUCGCAAAUACAAACAGUCACUGAAAGAUAUGUUUCCAGAUUUCACGAAAGACAUCAAAAGACUUGAACAAUCUGUGGCCACUUCAUCACAAGCUAAGCAGAAGUUUACACAGAACGUCACAAAGACUGUGAAAGCUGUGCAAGACAAAGCGGAUAAAAAGAGAGCUGAGAUAACAACUCAAGAGACUAAGAUGAUUGCAGAAAUCAAACAACUCCAGCAGGAUCGCAACAGAACAUAUGAUGAGCAUCAGUCAACACUGACAAUGAUGCUAGAAAGUAAAAAACAUUUGCUAGGGAGAUCCCAGGAUAUCAUUAACACUGCAUCAGACAGUGACUUUCUGUCCCUAUACCCUAUCGUCAGCAAAGACUUGAAAUCACUCAAGAGUCAAAAUCCUCCCCAGAUUGAUCCCAAGCUUUCAUAUCUGAGCUUCACCCCGGGUCAGAGGAUUUGUGACAUCAAUCUGGGCAAGCUGGAGUUAAGACAGUGGGAGAUGUGUCGUGAGUUUGGUACAGAGGGACGUGGUCCAGGAGAGUUCAAUUGGGCUCAAAGUGUUACUGCUACUCAACCUGGUGAGAUUGCUGUGGCAGACUGUUUCAACAACCGAGUGGUCAUCUGCAGCAAUGAGGGACAACACAAGGGAACCAUUCCUUUACCCACAGGUCCACUGGCAGUUGCAGCCAUCCACAAUCCUGAGCAACGCUUGCUUGUGUUGGAUGGAAGCAAGUAUGUCAAGGUGUUCAACAUGAAAGACAACACUCUUGUUAUGCAGUUCCCAACGGUGCCCAAGCAUCAGGUAGACAAGACAGAAAUGGACCUACAGAGUCUAGCCAUAAAAAAUAGUACAUGUACAAUCGUAGUGGGUGAUAUCAAGAGAAUGGUGUGGACUGAACACAGACCCACUGAUGGUGAGAUCCUACACACCAUACCAGUGCAGACUCCACCUUACUACCUGGCUGUGGAUGACGACACUGAAAGAGUUGUGGUCAGUGGAUAUAACACAGGGAAAGUAGACGUUAGUGAUAGCAAAGGUAAAACAAAUGCCACCAUCCGGCCAACCAUUAAUGGUGAGCCAGUGGAGUACUGCCGUGGUGUAUGCUGUGACAGCUCAGGCAUCUACCUUGUAGUGUACCAAGGUGGUGAUGAUGACACUGGUCAUAUUCACCACUAUGACCUAGAUGGCAGGUUUCUUGAUUGCCUAGCUCAGGGUCUGUAUAACCAAUGUGGAAUCACGUUCACAUCAGGUGGCCAGCUGGCAGUGGCUAACGGACACUCAAUCCAGAUGUAUCACAAGGUGUGAUGUAAUCCAACAUGACAUUGACUAGCAAUCAUCAUCAUCCCAACAGCAAAUGUUGAGGAUGAAAUUGCCCAGUCAUUACAUCACCAUCACCACAA